AUAGGCUACUUGUGUUUGGUUCAUUUGGUGUCAAGCGGUCUACUCACUCUAUUCUUCUUUUGACGACACUUCCAACCUGCAGGCAGAAAGAAAGCACAAACCCAAUUCAUGAUGGCAUGAUAUAUUCGGAGCUGCGACAUCGAAUCGCCAAAUGAGAAUUCGGAACGAACUUCCCCAGCGUUCUAUUUGCAGCACGCGCCGGCUGACGUAGGUGAGCAGCGCGCGCGUCCCGCUCCCUUGAGAAAAAAAAGAGCGUGAACGCGCCUCUAUCCUCCUCGCUGCUACAGUGAAUGCGGGCAUCCAGACGCCUGACUGAGUGCGGCUGUUCUUUACCGAGAGCUCGGAUGCCAGUGCAUGGAAAGGGUUCUGUCGAAGCCGAAAGGUAGAGAAGGCAAAUAUAUCUUCACACGAACGUUCAGUGUAAGUGAUGCUACUGCAAGUUGAAGUCCUGGAAGUAAAACCGCAGCAGAUUGGGAAUAAACGGAUAGAUCGGCGUUCCCCGUUGCAGAGCGCACUCAGUGCGUUUGGAAUACAGAGACGCAGCGUGGAAUUACUGGAGCCCUCAGUUUGUGAACUAAAGUCCAUUCGUUUUCUACCGCAUUUUAUUUUUUUAUGGUAUUUUUCUUGUUUCCCUUCUUUAUUUUCGCUACUUUUUUCUUUGAUUCGGUUCGUCAUUUCUCCCCUUCUGUUCUAAUGUCAUUUAGUAGCAUAUCAGCCCUUUUCAGUUUUUUUAUUUCCUCAUCCUCCGAAGAUACUCGGAUUCGUUUUUGCGAGGGUAGAUUGUGGUAAAAAGAUACUCAAUCUCAAACUGAGUCGUGUCAUGGAUGGCAAAUUGUAUUUGCAUCUACGGAACAAAUCGGGGAAUAUAGAAUAACUACUGCUGACAGAGACAAGGACAAAUGACAUAGGAUGAACACUGCUGGUCAUCUCUGUCUGUCUGUGCUGUCAUCCCUUUUUGCACUGUCCUGGGCCGUGGAGCCGCUGGGUCAGGCUGCCCCCUGCUCCUCUCUGGUGACUGGGGUCUUAUACUGCUCCUUUUCGCUCAGGGACCUCUUUCCCAGGCCGUCGGCUCUGACAUCUGGAUGCUCAUGGACUGUGGAGAACCCUGACCCCACCAAGUACUCGCUCUAUUUCCGCUUCAAUCGCCAUGCCGGCGCGUGUUUAGCUUUUUCCCCGCUGGUGCUGCCUCUGGACCACUACCUCUCAAACCAGACCUGUGGCCCCCCAGACCAGCCCACCUUCCCCUCGAAUCCUGAAGCUGUUGAGCUUUGCAUGGUCCCAGGACCCCACACCUUCCUGCAGUUCGAUAAGAACUUUGUGCAGCUGUGCCUGACCACUCAUCCCAACAAAGACGGUGAAAACGGAGAUGGGACGUCCGAGGGCCAAGUCCCCUUGUCGGCAGAGACUCUGGACUUCCGGCUCGUAGAGGUUCUGCUCAUUAAUAAUGAGAAUUCAAGUCAGUUUACGUGUGGAGUCCUGUGCCGAUGGUUUGAGGAGUGCUUGCAUGUUGGCUCAGGCUGGGAAACCGAGAGCUGCAGUAUAACCCAGACAGGAUGUGUUUGUCCCAACACGGCCUCUCCGGUCUCCCUGCUGCCCACUGCGCCCCAUAACCACUCUUUAGACCCCAGCGUGAGUGUGUUGCAGUCCCCACCCGACGACUGUUGUGUCACACAGCUGCAUUCAAAGAAUGGCAUCGCUAUAGCACCCAGAGAUGUCCGGCAAGAACCUGAUGAUGAUGAGCAGAAGGUGAAGACACAAAGGCCACGAUCAGCUGACCAGCCGGGUGUGUUUCAGGCCCAGACAGGUGACCCAGCAGCGGAGGAGUGGUCUCAGUGGAGUGUGUGUUCACUGACAUGUGGGCAGGGUUGGCAAGUUCGUUCUCGCUCAUGUGUAUCCUCUCCAUACGGGACCCUCUGCAGCGGCCCGCUGAGGGAAACCCGACUCUGCAACAACACUGCCACCUGCCCAGUGCAUGGGCUGUGGGAGGAUUGGUCUUCAUGGAGCCUGUGUUCAGUCACGUGUGGCCGUGGCACUCGGACCCGGAGCAGGAUCUGUGUGCUCCCCCAGCAUGGAAGCAAGGGCUGUGGAGGGCCCGAGGUGCAAACCAAACUCUGCAAUAUAGCUGUGUGCCCCGUGGAGGGCCAGUGGUUGGACUGGGCGGCCUGGUCGCAGUGCUCUGUUUCCUGCGGCUCUGGAACUCAGCAGAGGCAGCGGCGCUGCAGCGUUUCAGUUCAUGGCUGGGCGGAGUGUAAGGGGCCACAUGCAGAAACUCGUGAGUGCACCAAUCCGUCCUGUGGGGGUGGAGGGAACUGGGGUGCUUGGAAUCACUGGAGCUUGUGCUCCAAGACCUGUGACUCAGGUUGGCAGCGGCGGUUCCGUAUGUGUGAAGGCACAGGAAUCCAGGGUUACCCUUGCGAUGGCUCUGGAGAGGAAGUGCGCUCAUGUAAUGACAAGAAGUGCCCAGCACCUCAUGAAAUAUGUAAAGAUGAAUACCAAUUAGCCAUGGCGUGGAAGAGAGCCUCAGUCGGAGAGACGGUAUACAAUAAGUGUCCAUCUAAUGCCACUGGAUCUGCUAGUCGUCGUUGUUUGCUGGACGCUAAUGGAGUUGCUUACUGGGGUCUUCCGAGCUUCGCCCGAUGUGUCUCACUUGAAUAUAGAUAUUUACAUUUAUCUUUGCGAGAACAUCUUGCGAAGGGUCAGAGGACCCUGGCAGGGGAGGGCAUGUCUCAGAUCGUGAGGAGUCUCCUGGAGUUAAUGUCCCGUAAGAAUUAUUAUAGCGGCGACCUCUUAUUCUCCGUGGAGAUUCUCCGAAAUGUGACGGACACCUUCAAGAGAGCAACCUACAUCCCAGCUCCUGACGACGUGCAGAAAUUCUUCCAGAUUGUCAGCUUAAUGUUGGACAUUGAAAACCUUGAGAAGUGGGAAGACGCUCAUCAGGUCUCUCCGGGUUCUAUGUUACUGAUGCAAGUUGUGGAAGAUUUCAUUCAUCUAAUUGGAGAGGCUCAAAAGCCGUUCCAGAGCUUUCUGGUUGUCACCAACAACCUCAUAAUCACCAUCCAGCGAGAACCGGUUUCGGCUGUUUCCAGUGACAUAAAUUUCCCCAUGAAGGGGAGGAGAGGGAUGAAAGACUGGGCACGUUCUGCAGAUGACAAACUCUUCAUCCCCAAAGAAGUCUUCACCCUGUCUUCUGAUGAAUCAGACGACACACCGUAUUUUGUCAUUGGAGCGAUCCUGUACCGCACCCUCGGCCUCAUAAUGCCCCCACCAAAAGAUCCAUUCGUGAUCAGCUCGAAGAUUCUGACUGUGACGGUGCGUCCCUUACCCAAGCCCACCGAGCCCUUGGUAUCAGUGGAACUCGCCCCUUUGCUCAAUGGCACAACGGAUCCUCAGUGUGUUGUCUGGGACUACGGAAACCCAGAGGCUGGCGAAGAAAACUGGGACGCAGAGAGCUGCCAAACGCUCCCAUCGCCGGCAGUCUCCCACACCAAAUGUCUGUGCAGCAAGCUGUCCACCUUUGCAGUGUUAGCGCAGAAAGCUAAAGAACCGGGUAUGGGGCCCUCCAGUAUGCCGUCUGUGCCCCUCAUGGUGGGAUGUGGCAUAUCCUGUACAGCUCUACUCAUUCUGCUGCUCAUCUACGCUGCCUUUUGGAGGUACAUACGUUCAGAGAGGUCCAUCAUCUUGGUGAACUUCUGUCUGUCCAUACUGGCCUCCAAUGUGCUGAUACUGGUGGGACAGUCCCAAACUCUCAGUAAGGGACUGUGCACUGUUACUGCUGCCUUUUUGCACUUCUUCUUUCUGGCCUCUUUCUGCUGGGUACUGACAGAGGCAUGGCAGUCCUACCUGGCUGUGAUUGGCAAGAUGAGGUCCCGCCUCAUUCGCAAGCGUUUCCUGUGCCUGGGCUGGGGUCUUCCAGCCCUUGUGGUCGCUGUAUCUGUGGGUUUUACCCGGGCCAGAGGUUACGGCACGCCAAGUUAUUGUUGGUUGUCUCUGGAAGGAGGGCUGCUGUAUGCAUUUGUCGGCCCCGCUGCUGUCAUUGUACUGGUGAACAUGCUGAUUGGGAUAGUGGUCUUCAACAAGCUCAUGUCUAGAGAUGGUAUCUCAGACAAGUCCAAAAAGCAGAGAGCAGGUCCGCCGUUGGAAGCGCGUAACAGGCUGCUCCUGAAAUGCUCCAAGUGCGGCGUGAUCUCCAGUACUGCCCUGUCCAGCUCUACCGCCAGCAGCGCCAUGGCGUCGUUAUGGAGCUCUUGUGUGGUUCUCCCUCUGUUGGCACUCACAUGGAUGUCAGCUGUGCUGGCCAUCACAGACCGCCGAUCAACCCUCUUCCAGGUGCUCUUUGCUGUCUUUGACUCAGUCCAGGGAUUCGUCAUCAUCACAGUGCACUGUGCCAUGCGCCGAGAGGUACAGGACGCAGUGCGCUGCAGGAUGGGUGGGUGCAAAGAUGACAGUGAAAACUCUCCGGACUCCUGCAAGAACGGCCAGGUGCAGAUCAUGACGGACUUUGAAAAAGAUGUGGACUUAGCGUGUCAAACAGAAAGAGGACAUCCAUUCAUUUUUAAGGAGGUAAACACCUGUAACCCUGCUACCAUAACUGGCACUCUAUCCCGCAUCUCCCUGGACGACGAGGAUGACCCAAAGUUGUCAGCUCACCAGGAAGGCGUUAAUUUCAGCAGCCUGCCUGGGAACAUCCCACCUCCUAAUCUCCUGGUGCAGGUACCUCCUUUGGGUCCGUUGAAUGAGCUAAGCGAGCAGCCACUAAAGAAGGAGGUUAAUGUGGAGCAGCAAGGUCAGCAUCAACGAUCUGGACCCAUCUACCUGUGCACUGAGAGCGGGCUGGGUUGGCCCCGACCAAACCCUUCUUCCACCCAGGAUUCAGCUGGUGGUGUUGGUGGGGAAGGGGACUACAUGGUGUUGCCACGUCGGACAGUCAGUCUCAAGCCCCCUCCUCCAAACCAGGAUGAGGGGAAGCCCCUGAACAUUACAGUAGAUGACCCUCCCUUUCCUCCACCCCCAUCACCCAUGACUCUGCAUCCAGCAGAGAGUGAGGCAUACCCUGCAGACUUUGCAACUGUGGACCACAUAAGCAUGAACCUAAACCGCUCCUAUGGCACACUCAAACAGUUGCCAGCCCACACCGGGCACACGCAUUCCCACACCAACACCCACACCAUGCAGGUCAAGCAGAAUCGUCCCUCUGUCCGGCAGAUCCUCACCUCAGGGACAGUGGAGCGCACCAGAACCCUUCCCCGCAACCUGGGCAGCACCAACACCAGCCUCUUGGCUGGAUCUUUGGAAAGGAAAAGAGUACGGUACUCUGAGCUGGACUUUGAGAAAGUGAUGCACACUCGUAAAAGACACUCAGAGCUCUACCAUGAACUCAACCACUCCACCAAGUUCCACACCAUAGACAGGUAUAACAGGGACCCUGCCAUGUCCUCCUUUAAGUUUGACUGUAGCCAGGCAGUCAGCAGACCCAAGGGGCGACAAACAGAGAAAAGAGGGAAAAGCGAUGGAGCAUUUCGUCUGCCGGAGGUGAAAAGAAUUCUUCGAGUGACAAGUCCACCACAGAUGACCAGCGAUCCUGGGACAGCUUUAAGACCAUGAUCCCUGAGCAGACAUGUGGCUCCAGUGAACAUAAGGACAGACUGGAGUUACGCAGUAAACCCUGGGACACAUCCUCUGCCAACACACCUGACACAUCCGAAGGAGACUUCCAGACUGAAGUGUGAAGAGAACACACACCUACAGCAAACUGAGAGACAACUAAAUCCUCUUACGUACUCGUGCUGUCAGUGAUCUUCAGCAAGACGUGUUCUAAAGGAUUCUGUACUUGUUUACAGGUGUGAGGACAGACCAGAGAUGAAGAGUGCUCUAUUCUAUAUUUUCACACAGAGACAUUAAAUGAAAGCGUGGGGCCAGGAGAGUAUGGUAAAAAAAAAAAAAAAAAAAAAAAAAAAAAAAAAACUGUUUCUGAAAUGUCUUGAUUUUACUCCAGAAAGGAUCCUCUUUCUCCUGUUUGAUGAUUUGGGAAUUUAAAUGCACCCUUUUUUUUAUAGAGAAAAAAAAAAUCAGUACUGAUGAUUCGCACACAGUUUAAUGACCCCUUAGGGUUUUUUUCCUCCUUUCUGUCUUCUCAUUCCUUGGAUGAUUCAAGUUCAGUUUCCCUUUUUCUUGCUUUGGUUUUCGAGGAAGAGGGAAGGGAAGUUUUGCAAGUAUUCAUUAAUAUGUGCCAUCCUAUGCUUUUUUUCCCCUCUGCAUCAGAUUUACUGUACUUUUUUUCCUUUUAGAAUGCU
Carassius carassius (crucian carp) is the source of this 6290-nucleotide messenger RNA. It is a transcript of the gene adgrb2, whose product is annotated as adhesion G protein-coupled receptor B2. Gene Ontology annotation, biological process: peripheral nervous system development; negative regulation of angiogenesis; adenylate cyclase-activating G protein-coupled receptor signaling pathway. The record is from RefSeq and is a predicted model, not a curated record. Bases 910 to 5601 code for a protein of 1563 amino acids. The transcript has 34 exons. NCBI's taxonomy places the organism in Eukaryota, Metazoa, Chordata, Actinopteri, Cypriniformes, Cyprinidae. Gene Ontology annotation, cellular component: plasma membrane. Gene Ontology annotation, molecular function: G protein-coupled receptor activity.